GGGACGGCCGCUCGUGGGUCUCUUAGCGCUGCCGGCCGGGUGCUGUAGAGUUCCGCGCCUUGCCGGAGUUGGUUGCUUCCGGCUGCCCGCCGAGGGUCUGCUCCCUUCUCCCUGCACCGCCGGCCCGGCUCCAGAAUCUCAGAUAUGGAUCUUCUUCAGUUCCUGGCAGCCUUCUCUGUCCUGUUGUGGUCUGGCGCAGACGUCACAGGCACCCUGAAGAGCACUCUGGACCCGAGCCUCAAGAUUUCUGCUAAGACAAGAAGAUGUUUGAGGUGAAGCGGCGAGAGCAGCUGUUGGCACUGAAGAACCUGGCACAGCUGAACGACAUCCACCAGCAGUACAAGAUCCUGGAUGUCAUGCUUAAGGGACUCUUUAAGGUGCUGGAGGACUCCCGGACAGUGCUCAUUGCUGCCGAUGUGCUUCCAGAUGGGCCGGUCCCCCAGGAUGAGAAGCUGAAGGAUGCUUUCUCCCACGUGGUGGAGAACACAGCCUUCUUUGGUGACGUUGUGCUGCGCUUCCCAAAGAUUGUACACCACUACUUUGACCAUAAUUCCAACUGGAACCUCCUCAUCCGCUGGGGCAUCAGCUUCUGCAACCAGACAGGUGUCUUUGACCAGGGGCCCCACUCACCCAUCCUCAACCUGAUGGCCCAGGAGCUGGGGAUCAGUGAGAAAGAUUCUGACUUCCGGAACCCAUUUAAAACAGACCGGACAGAGUUUAUUCCUAGCACUGACCCUUUCCAGAAGGCUUUGAGGGAAGAAGAAAGACGCCGCAAGAAGGAGGAGAAGCGGAAAGAGAUCCGGAAAGGCCCAAGGAUUUCAAGAUCCCAGUCUGAGUUGUAGCCCUGGACCAGCUAGGGGCCUAAGGAAUCAGCAAGUGGCCACUCAGAAAAGGCUGCAACUGUGUGGCUGCGGUAUAGCACCAGCAACCACCUUGAUGAGCAGCAGCCACUUCCAGACGGGAACUCUGUUUGCCGGGUGGGUCCUCAGAAGCCAGGGAUGAGCCCUGGCCAAAAAGACUGAGCUUCCAGGAUCUUACAGUACACCAUGGAGGCCUUGAAAGAACACUGCUCCACAAACAGGAUCAUGCAGGGAAGCUGCGGGGGGAGGCUGGCUGAAGGAGCUUCUGGCCUGGAUCUCUUUGGUGAGGGCAGACUGCAGGCCACUGCUGCCCUUCAUAAGGAAGCAGCAGAACCAGGCUCUGGGUUACGAGUGAAGGUGCUAUGCUUGCAGCCAGCCUCACUGUGUUCCUGGGCUGCCUGUCACUGGUCCAGCUCUCUACAGAACAGUACUAAAAGCUAGCAAAUCCACUGGCCUCCCCGAGGCUGGUGAGGAGACUGUAAGGGCAGCAGGAACUGCUGCAGAUGACGGGACCAUCCUGGAGUACGUUUCUGCCUCAGAAAGAGGGAGUCCCUAGCUCUGCAGUGCUGAGAAGCAAGAGCUAGGUUUAGGUCUCUCUCUUACUCACUGCUGCCCUUCAUGAUAGGCCAGUUUCCAGAGGGGACUCAGAAGUGCCCUGGGAGGGUGUUUAUUUCAAGGAGACCUUAAAAGAACAUGAUCUCUAUUCUCAGAUAACUGGGGACAGUCAUUGAGCUGGUUCAGGGGACAAUCAACUUGUUCUCUCUGCUGCUAAAAGAUACUGUGUGUGGGGAAGGGCUAUAGGGGACAGGUUGCAGGAGGCUGUGCUUUGUGAUGAGGUACUGUAGCGGGAUUGAUCAGACAGUGGGUCAGAGUCCCGUGGCCACAGAGCAGGAAGCUAUGGAAGGAGUUAGGCCUUCAGAAGGCAGCAUGGUUUCUAUGAGUCUCAAGGCGGGUAGCUGCCUUGGCUCUAUUGAAAUUACAGCUCCACCUCUUUGCUCUUGUCAAGCCAAAAUGUAUCGCUUAAAGGAGUGGAGACACCCCAGCCUACCUCUACCUUCAAGUGCAGGUGUUGCUAACACUGCUCAACUGAGACCUGAGUCUUAGCCUGGCUGACCCGGCCUGUUUUCCCUGUGCUGUGCCUUCAUUGGUAAAAUAAAUCUGAAGGUGUCUGAACCCUCUGACAAGCUCUAAA
Messenger RNA from Mus pahari (shrew mouse), 2052 nucleotides. RefSeq names its product coiled-coil domain containing 134 (gene Ccdc134). The record is from RefSeq and is a predicted model, not a curated record. Lineage: Eukaryota; Metazoa; Chordata; Mammalia; Rodentia; Muridae. The transcript is spliced from 7 exons. Bases 264 to 842 code for a protein of 192 amino acids.